GGAACUGUAUUUAAAGGGCCAGAAGGUUGAGAACCACUGCUCUUGAGACUGGCUCUUCCCAAGGCAAUGACUGCAUGACACCCGUUACUGAGCACAAUGUGGGCAAACCUCCCUGGUGUAUGCGUGCUGGAGAACAAGUAGAAACCUUUCCUGGCCAUGGUUUCUCUUCUGCAAACCCACUUGGUGAAGGUGACUUGGUUUUCAAUAGAAAUCAAAAGGAUAGGUUGGUUAUAUGUUUGCUUCUAGAAUGAAGAAGGAUGGAGGAGAACAGUGUGGGAGAAGAAUAAGAAAAUGAUUGACCUGCACAACGAGGAAUACAACCUAGGGAGACAGAGCUUCACCUUGGCAAUGAAUGCUUUUGGUGACAUGACCCAGGAAGAAUUCAGGCAGGUGAUGAAUGGCCAUCAAAACCAGAUGUGCAAGAAAAGGAGAGUGUUCCGGGAACCUUACAUUGCUGAAAUCCCCCCAAGGGUGGAUUGGCGAAAAGAAGGCUAUGUAACUCCCGUGAAGAACCAGGGUCACUGUGGUUCUUGUUGGGCAUUUAGUGCAACUGGUGCCCUUGAGGGACAGAUGUUCCGGAAAACUGGCAAACUUAUCUCACUGAGUGAGCAGAACCUUGUGGAUUGCUCUCAGGCUCAAGGCAAUAAGGGCUGCAAUGGUGGCCUCAUGGAUAAUGCUUUCCAGUAUGUGAAGUCCAACGGCGGCCUGGACUCAGAGGAGUCCUACCCAUAUCAAGCAAGGGUUGGACCCUGCAGAUACAGGCCCGAGGACUCUGUUGCCAAUGACACCGGCUUUGUGGACGUCCCUGGGAAGGAGUGUGCCCUCAUGAAGGCAGUGGCAACCGUGGGGCCCAUCUUGGUGGCUAUUGAUGCAAGCCAUCUUAGCUUCUAGUUCUAUAAAGAUGGCGUUUAUUAUGAGCGGCGCUGCAGCAGCGUGGAUCUAGAUCAUGGCGUUCUGGUGGUUGGCUAUGGCUUUGAAGGAGAAGAAUCAAGUAACAAUAAAUAUUGGAUUGUCAAGAACAGGUAUAAACCCCUAAAAAUACUUACAUUUGAAAAGGGAGACGUUUUUGGAAUCAGGGCCAAGGACACCGCCCAAGGUCGAGACCUUGAGGGCUCCGAGGUCCGUACUGGAGGUAGGACAGAUAGUCUUCCCACCAUCUGCCUCUUCCCUCUCGGCUCCGUGUCUGUGGCUGGUCCAGAAAACAGGCAGGCAGAUCGCCAGCUGCCUCCGGCCACCACCUCCCUGGGUGGAAUUCGAAGGAGAGCAAAGCCUUGGUUCAGGGAAGCUUCUGGAAGCCCACCAGGGCCGCACUGUCCAAGGGAGGAGAUGGGGCACGGUUCAAGUCUUGUCAGAAUGGAAAAGCCUGUGAAACUCCUGCAGACGUGGAGAACAGGCCCCCAUUCCUUCCCCCAGGACAGACAUGUUGGGCAAAGUGUGAAGGGCAACAGGGCAGGAAACAGAAAAGAGCCAUGA
This is a messenger RNA of Myotis davidii, 1473 nucleotides long. Its product is annotated as cathepsin L1-like. Gene Ontology annotation, molecular function: cysteine-type endopeptidase activity. The record is from RefSeq and is a predicted model, not a curated record. The transcript is spliced from 6 exons. NCBI's taxonomy places the organism in Eukaryota, Metazoa, Chordata, Mammalia, Chiroptera, Vespertilionidae. Gene Ontology annotation, biological process: immune response. Gene Ontology annotation, cellular component: lysosome.